Molecule: messenger RNA, 879 nt
Organism: Bradysia coprophila
Lineage: Eukaryota; Metazoa; Arthropoda; Insecta; Diptera; Sciaridae
Biological process (GO): DNA integration
Molecular function (GO): nucleic acid binding
Source: RefSeq, a predicted model, not a curated record
AUGAGUUCACGAGCGUUCAAGGCGGCAUUCGACCGAUUUACGGCAAGGAGAGGAAGAAUCAGUGACAUGUACAGCGAUUGUGGAACAAAUUUCGUAGCUGCGGACAAGGAAUUACGAGAGGAGUUUAAAAGGUUGAUGAAAGAUGAGAAUCUUCAAGGCUAUUUGGCGAAGGACGGAACCGCUUGGCAUUUCAAUCCUCCAGCUAGUCCACACUUUGGAGGUCUUUGGGAGGCUGGUGUAAAAUCCAUCAAACAUCAUUUGAAGCGAUUGGUUGGUAACAACAUCUUUACGUUUGAAGAAAUGACUACUCUUCUUUGCAAGAUCGAAGCCUGCCUAAAUUCGCGUCCGUUAUGUGCCAUGAGCGACGAUAUCAAUGAUGUUUCAUAUUUGACGCCUGGGCAUUUUACAAUUGGAGAGCCACCGAUAGUUAUACCUGAACAGAACUAUUUGGACUCAAAGGUAAAUCGGUUGUCCAGAUGGCAAUUGAUUCAGCGUACACUUCAGCAAUUUUGGAAGAUCUGGUCGAGUGAAUAUUUGUCAAGGCUACAGCAACGACCGAAGUGGUUUAAACCGAAGGAAGAUGUUCGCGAAGGGCAAUUGGUAUUGUUACGUGAGGAUUAUAUUCCACCAGCAAAAUGGCCUUUAGCACGGAUAACGGAUGUUCAUCGUGGACAUGACGGUAAGGUGAGAGUUGUAACCUUAGAGAAGCAUUCAGCUAGGAUUAAGCCUCCAAUUCCAAGUGGGUUUGAUCAAUAUUUGAAGAAGCUGGAUACGCAUAAGUCUGUUUUGGAUAGGCCGAUUAGCAAGAUUUCUGUGUUGCCUAUAGAGGAUAAUGAAGGUGUGAAGCUCAGAGCUAAUUUGUUACGCAGUUCAAAUUGA